AUAAUUCUCACCCCCUCCCACUGGACGGCUGGCCGCAAUUUUUCUAAGGUGGGAUGGAUAGCAGGGUCUCGGGUCCAGCCAGUAAUGGAGAGACAAAACCAGUGUACCCAGUCACGGAAAAGGCAGAGGAAGAUGGCACCCUGGAACGGGGGCACUGGAACAACAAGAUGGAGUUUGUGCUGUCAGUGGCCGGGGAGAUCAUUGGCCUGGGCAAUGUCUGGAGGUUUCCCUAUCUCUGCUACAAAAAUGGGGGAGGGGCCUUUUUCAUCCCCUACCUCAUCUUCCUCUUUACCUGUGGCAUUCCCGUCUUCCUCUUGGAGACAGCACUGGGCCAGUACACCAGCCAGGGAGGCAUCACAGCCUGGAGAAAGAUCUGUCCCAUUUUUGAGGGCAUCGGCUAUGCCUCCCAGGUCAUCGUGAUUCUCCUCAACUUUUACUACAUCAUUGUCCUGGCCUGGGCCCUCUUCUACCUCGUCAGCAGCUUCACCAUUGACCUCCCCUGGGGAAGCUGCCACCAUGAGUGGAAUACAGGUAAGGAGACUCCCCAGGGGUUCAUGUCCUCCUUCUGCUACAACACAUUUACCAAAGUGGAAAACGCCACCUCUCCGGUCAUCGAGUUCUGGGAGCGGCGGGUCCUGAAGAUCUCUGAUGGCAUCCACGACCUGGGGGCCCUGCGCUGGGAGCUGGCCCUGUGCCUCCUGCUCGCCUGGGUCAUCUGCUACUUCUGCAUCUGGAAGGGGGUCAAGUCCACAGGCAAGGUGGUGUACUUCACAGCCACGUUCCCUUACCUCAUGCUGGUGGUGCUUUUAAUCCGAGGGGUGACACUGCCUGGGGCAGCCCAAGGAAUUCAGUUUUACCUGUACCCAAACCUCACACGUCUGUGGGACCCCCAGGUGUGGAUGGACGCGGGCACCCAGAUCUUCUUCUCCUUCGCCAUCUGUUUAGGGUGCCUGACGGCCCUGGGCAGCUACAACAAAUACCACAACAACUGCUACAGGGACUGCAUCGCCCUCUGCUUCCUCAACAGCGGCACCAGCUUCGUGGCCGGCUUCGCCAUCUUCUCCAUCUUGGGCUUCAUGUCUCAGGAGCAGGGGGUGCCCAUCUCUGAGGUGGCCGAGUCAGGCCCCGGCCUGGCCUUCAUCGCCUACCCCCGCGCUGUGGUGAUGCUACCCUUCUCUCCUCUCUGGGCCUGCUGCUUCUUCUUCAUGGUGGUGCUCCUGGGACUGGACAGCCAGUUUGUGUGCGUGGAGAGCCUCGUGACUGCGCUGGUGGACAUGUACCCCCGUGUAUUCCGCAAGAAGAACCGCAGGGAGCUCCUCAUCCUGGGAGUCUCGGUGGUCUCCUUCCUCGUCGGGAUGGUCAUGCUCACAGAGGGCGGGAUGUAUGUGUUUCAGCUCUUUGACUACUAUGCAGCCAGCGGGAUGUGCCUCCUGUUUGUGGCCAUCUUUGAGUCCCUCUGUGUGGCUUGGGUUUAUGGAGCCGGGCGCUUCUAUGACAACAUUGAAGAUAUGAUUGGGUACAGGCCAUGGCCUCUCAUCAAGUACUGUUGGCUCUUCCUCACACCAGCUGUGUGCACAGCCACUUUUCUCUUCUCUCUGAUCAAAUACACCCCACUCACCUACAACAAGAAGUACACGUACCCGUGGUGGGGAGACGCGCUGGGCUGGCUCCUGGCUCUGGCCUCCAUGGUCUGCAUCCCCGCCUGGAGCUUCUACAAACUCAGCACACUCAAGGGCUCCUUCAGAGAGAGAAUUCGCCAACUUGUGUGCCCGGCUGAGGAUUUGCCCCAACGGAAGCGGAAGCGGGGCGGAGUAGAGCCCCCUGCUUCUGCCACACCCCGGACAUCACUCCUGAGACUCACAGAACUGGAGUCUCACUGCUAGGGAGCUGCCCCGCCUCGGCCGGGCCGCUGCAGCGAGAGGGCAGAGGCCACCUCCUCGCCGUGCUUCUUUGCCCCUGUCUGGGGCAGAUAUGACAAAGGGGGUAUUUGGGAACCCACUUUCUGAGCUGGGGCCUCCCACCCCCAGUGACAACUGUGAGAUGCCAGUAUCAAGAGCUUUCCUCUGAAAAGGGCUUUGGGGGUUGGGCGAGGCCUGGGGCGGGGUGAGAGCUCUGGGCUCCCCCACCC
Messenger RNA from Condylura cristata (star-nosed mole), 2128 nucleotides. It is a transcript of the gene SLC6A13, whose product is annotated as solute carrier family 6 (neurotransmitter transporter), member 13. The coding region runs from base 54 to 1883 and encodes 609 amino acids. Gene Ontology annotation, biological process: sodium ion transmembrane transport. The record is from RefSeq and is a predicted model, not a curated record. The transcript has 15 exons. Gene Ontology annotation, cellular component: membrane. NCBI's taxonomy places the organism in Eukaryota, Metazoa, Chordata, Mammalia, Eulipotyphla, Talpidae.